Messenger RNA from Neurospora hispaniola, 534 nucleotides. Its product is annotated as NADH:ubiquinone oxidoreductase 20.1kD subunit. The transcript is spliced from 4 exons. The coding region runs from base 1 to 534 and encodes 177 amino acids. NCBI's taxonomy places the organism in Eukaryota, Fungi, Ascomycota, Sordariomycetes, Sordariales, Sordariaceae. Gene Ontology annotation, cellular component: mitochondrion. The record is from RefSeq and is a predicted model, not a curated record.
AUGAUGCUGUCCCGCCGAAUUGUACGGGCCUCGCCCGCCCGUCUCGUUGCGCUCGCCGCGAACCGAUCCCCCAUUGUCCAGCAGCGCCGUACCUUUUUGCCCGACCAGCUUACCGGCCGGGGCGGCCUCAUGGAAGAAAAGUAUCCCGACUCCGAUUAUCCUCAACUCACCGAUGCUGAGGACCCCGAAAUGAACGGCGGCUACAUCAACCCCCCGCGCAUCAAGCGCCAGUUUCGCGAUCCCUACGCCAAGUGGUGGGACCCUCAGGAGCGUCGCAACUUUGGCGAGCCCGUGCACGAAGACCACGAUCUCCUGGGCAUGUUUUCGCCAUACGAAUACACUUGGGUCUCUCCCGGCAAGGGUCUUGCCCAGAUUGGCGCCUUCAUCGUUGCCUUCCUCGGUCUCUGCUACGGCGUCAAGCUCACGUAUCCCGACAAGGUCUCGUAUCCUCGUGAGUUCGAGGACGGUUUGUUGCAGGAACUGGGCGGUUCGGGAGCUGUUAGGGCGAGACAGGCGGGUGAUCCUGACCCUUGA